This is a messenger RNA of Cordyceps fumosorosea ARSEF 2679, 4092 nucleotides long. Its product is annotated as cellular morphogenesis regulator DopA. Gene Ontology annotation, cellular component: endosome; trans-Golgi network. The transcript is spliced from 4 exons. Bases 1 to 4092 code for a protein of 1363 amino acids. The record is from RefSeq and is a predicted model, not a curated record. NCBI's taxonomy places the organism in Eukaryota, Fungi, Ascomycota, Sordariomycetes, Hypocreales, Cordycipitaceae. Gene Ontology annotation, biological process: Golgi to endosome transport.
AUGGCGCUUGAUCCUGGCUCGAGAGCGUGGACUGGCUCACCCGAGAGCUCUGGUCGCGAUUCCCCAAUCCCGCGACAAUGGCGCAGCCAGCCUGGUGGCGAUGAAGCGCUUCCUAAAGAUAAAGCAUACCGAAGAUACGCGUCGGGUGUCGAAAAAGCCCUGGCUCUCUUCGAGACGGCGCUGGAAGAAUGGGCCGACUACAUAUCUUUCCUCAACAGGGCUCUCAAGGCUCUACAAGCACAACCAUCCUCCAACACCACGAUACCAGCAAAGGCGCUCCUGUCGAAACGCUUGUCGCAAUGCCUGAACCCCACGUUACCCUCCGGCGUCCACCAGAAGGCUCUCGAAGUCUACAAUUACGUUUUCGACACCAUCGGUGCAGACGGUCUAUCCAGAGACCUUCCACUAUACCUCCCCGGGCUUGCGCCGACGCUAUCCUUUGCCUCGCUCUCCGUCCGAUCACCAUUUCUUGAACUUCUCGAAAAACAUUUGAUCAAGCUGGACGCGCGGUCGCUACGCCCCGCAAUGCGCUCAAUAAUAUUAGCUCUUCUCCCAGGUCUAGAGGACGAGACAAGUGAAGACUUUGACCGCACGUUGAAGCUGGUCGGAAGUUUCAAGAAGGCUAUUAGGCCGGCUGAUAGUAAAAAGCUGACAGAGCAUCACUCUGUCGGUGACGAUUUCUUCUGGCAGUGCUUCUUCUUAGCUUCCAUUACCAGUCACAGCCGGCGCGGUGGUGCAUUAGCCUAUCUCGUACGACACCUUCCAGCACUUGGCGCUUCGGCCGGAGCCUCAGACGCCGACCAACGCAGCCGAGAACUUGCUACCAUUGUGACGUCGCCUGAGCCAGGGCUACUAGUCAGAUGCUUUGCCAGUGGUCUAGCCGACGAGCAGGUUCUUAUUCAGCGUGGAUUCCUCGAUUUACUCGUAUCUCAUCUACCUCUUGACUCAACUGUCCUACAAACUCGUGUCAAGACCUCUGAUCUGGAGCUCCUACUAAAAUCGGCUGUUGGGGUGGUAAUUAGACGAGACAUGAGUCUAAACCGUCGCCUAUGGGCUUGGCUGCUGGGUCCUGAACCCGCAGUUCUAGAAACUGAGCAUACUCACGAUACCGCUGGUGCUCAAGCGGAGCAGCAGCACGCCGAUCUUUCAGCUCGAACGCAGUAUUUCGAGGAGCAUGGACUUGCAGCACUAACACGAGCGCUCCUUGGUAUGAUCAAAGAUGCCGAGUCCAGUAGUGUCUCAGAACGUGCAAGGCCGUAUCGCAUUUGUCUAUCUCUCAUGGAUCGAUGGGAGAUUGGCGGGCUAGUCGUCCCAGAAAUCUUUCUACCAGUUGUUCAGAGUGUUCAGCGCUUCAAACAAAAAGCUUCCUCCCCGGCAGAUUUCAAGGAAGUUUUGCGAAGCGCAAGCGUCUUUUUUGACGGCAUAGAAAGUGGUCUCAUAUAUAGUGAGAUUGUUGCUCUUCUAGCUCGAGCUAUCGGGCCUGGCGACUUGGGAACCGAGCAACGCAGUGAGAAGCUAUCGCUCGUCAGCUUCAUCAUCGCCAACUUCAACGUCAGGGAAGAGGAAAUGGUUACUAUACACGCGCCUCUGACUUGUCUCGCUGCCCUAUACAUGCUUGAAGACCUCCGCGAGAGGCAAGCAAUGGCCGGCGCAGUUGCUAUAGAAUUGGCGAAUGAGGUUUUGUCGAUUGUGUCGUCAUUGCUGGAUCUCGUUCCAGAGCGGACAUUUCCAGUACCGUCGACAAACGCUACUCCGGGGUCGAAAGCCUUGUCUUUAUCCAACAUGGAUCUCCUGAAGAAGAUAAGAAACUUUUAUGUUAACGAGCAGGGCAACCUGGAUGUCUCACCCGCGCCAUUCACAGCUCUCGAGUGUGGACAGCUUCUCAUUCAAAAGGCUGCCAAAAAUGUAUACGACCGGGAUGAGAAGGCUGGUCUGUCCGCAGAAAUUAAUAUGCGGGUACGAAUAUUCCUGCAGGUGCUCACAAAGACCCCCAGGCAAUAUGAGUUUGAGGAGGAAGAGCUUCUUUUGUUCACGAGCCAAGAGGUGUCCGACGGAAAGUUUCUACCGUUCGCCGCGUUCUCCUCCAUCCUAACUAUGUCGCUCUUCGGCAGUAUGGUGUCUGGUGUUUUUCAGUCCGACGCUCCUCAAGGUCGCAGCGCGACUGCAAACGACCGUCUCACGGUGAUUCUUGCUUUUCAAGAUGCUCUCCGUAUCUGCUACAAUAUCUGGUCCUGGGGCCAAGGGGACGACGUAGCUGCCAGCGACAGCUCUGCGGCUGCCUCGUUCAUGUACACGUCCCUGCGUAUGAGAAAUCGCGCCAGAAGGCUCUUGGAGCACCUCUUUACCGCUGAGACAUUGGAAUGCUUGGAAACCAUCGUUGACAUCUGGAAGCAAGCCGGCUCAGACGCUCAAAAGUCUGAGGUCUUCAAAUUUCUAGCUGCGCUCGAGGCUUCUCGCCCACGACAAACAGUGCCCUCCAUAUUCAACGCCAUAUACAGUCGGACAAACCCCACCGCUCUCGAUCUUAGUCGCACGUCUACCUUGACGAUCUCGCUCGAGGACAUAGACCUUGGGUUCUUCUUGGUCAAGUACACGCAAUCUCUUGAUGAUGAUGCGAUGGAUGAGAUCUGGCAAGACUGCAUCAUCUUCCUCAAGGACAUUCUCGCCAACCCCUUUCCUCAUCGGCAAACACUCCCUAGUCUUCUGCAGUUCGCCGCCAUCCUGGGCGAGAAGGUUGACAAUACAAACUUCGGCGAGCAACGCAAGAUGCGACGAGAACUUGGUGAUUUGUUUAUUAAGCUCCUUGCGGCUCUGUUUACUACGCGACCUAUCACCUUUACCGAGUCAACAGCCUCCAACGGUACCACAGAGAAGUCUACCAAGGGGGAUGCCACCGAUGCGCGAGACGUCGUUGACAUUCUAGCCACCGUGGUGCCCAGCCUCUCCAAAGUCCUACCCGAACCGGACCGGGUGCUGUCCGCGGCCGGCACCAUUUCCGCGAACGUGAUCGGCCCUACGCUGCGCACCAAGACAUUUCCCGACUCGGUCACGCGCAGCACGGUGCGCCUAAUCCACGAGCUGUCCCGGCUGCCCAACAACCAGCGGUCCUGGAAGAAGGAUGUCGGGGACGCCUUCAACGACGGCCGGUUCUUCGGCAUGCCCCUGUCACUCGUAGCCGACGACUGGCUACCGCUGCUGCGGCAGUGGACGGCCUCGGACAAGGAGCGACUGCCAGAGGUGGUGGGCCGGAUCGCGGCGCCGACGACGGCGGGCAUCGUGUUCGGCGUCGGCGCCACCUCGGCGCGCCUCGAGGCCGACCGCAAGUCGCAACUCAACCUGCGCCGCGCCGCGACGCUGAUCCUCGCCGGCGCACACGACGCCUUCGUCUCUGACCUCCCCACCGUCGUCGGGAAGCUUGUUGAGUUGCUCGCCGCGACCAGCACCUCGUCACCGUCGUCGACGACGCGCGCUGACGUCUACAUGGUGAUGCGCGCGCUCGUGCUUCGCACCGACCCGGUGCACCUCGCCGGGCUGUGGCCCAUCGUCGGCGCCGAACUUCACGCGGCGCUUUCCUCCGUCGCGGCCCCCGACGGCAGCUCCGCCGCCGAGAUGCACGCCGCCGCCGCCGUCCUCCAGGCCUGCAAGCUGCUCGACCUGCUCGUCUGCCUCGCCCCGGACGACUUCCAGCUGCGCGAGUGGCUGUUCAUCACCGACAGCGUCGACGCCGUCUACCGCUCCUCCUCGUCCCGCCCCGUCGCCCUCGCCGACGAGCUCGCCGAGGACCUCGGCAGCGCCGCCGCCACGAGCACCACCACCACCCACCAUGAGGACGGAGGCGUGCUGGCAGCGGCGGCGACGAUGCAACGCGGCCGCCGCCACCCGCUCAUCGGACCCGGGGGCAUCGCGGACGACAGCGUGGGCCUGGACCGCCGCGACGAGCUGGUCGCCAAGGUGCUGCGGCCGUUCUUUGCGCAGCUCAGCAUCUUCGCGUUCGAGUCGACGUACGCCAUGGGCGCGCCGGACGUGCCGGGCUGCGUGCAGAGCCUGCUGCGGGACCUCUUUGACGACAGGACCAUAGUCAAGGCAUUGUGA